Messenger RNA from Metarhizium album ARSEF 1941, 1797 nucleotides. RefSeq names its product Zinc finger, C2H2-like protein. NCBI's taxonomy places the organism in Eukaryota, Fungi, Ascomycota, Sordariomycetes, Hypocreales, Clavicipitaceae. The record is from RefSeq and is a predicted model, not a curated record. The transcript is spliced from 2 exons. The coding region runs from base 1 to 1797 and encodes 598 amino acids.
AUGUUUCCAUAUCAGGGCCAACCACACCAAACAACUAGUGAUGACGCCAACGUGCGGCCAUUGACGGACGAAGACCAGCAGCAACUCUGGAGACUAGUCCAGAGAUAUGGGAUACCUAGCCUUCUCUGUGCAUUGACAGGGUCACCGUCAUCUUCUGGGGCCUCCACAUUCUCAGCAAGCACACUUAUCAGCAGCAUCAGUGCGCCCUCGUUGGCCUGGACUGGCUCGGAUGUAUCCCACUGCAGGUCCGACGACGCUUCUAUCCAUACUCAAUAUACUUGGCCCGAUGUAUCCCAUGAUAUGCAGCCGAUGCACGAUCCGGAACCCAGCAAAAUCAGUGAGCGAUCAUGGUUAGACUCACCAGCCGCCGACCCCGUGCCGCUUCCUCAGAAUGAUAUUACUUCCCAUCCGUCUCCGCCGCUGCUUACUCCCACCUCAAAAAAGUAUCAAUGCCCCAUGUGCUUCCUCGACAGUAGUCCCGUGGGCUUUGGACGCAAAAGCGACUUCAAAAAACACUUGCACAACUUCCACGGCGCUGAUGUGGUCUGGAUCUGUCAAAGUAAAGGCUGCCACUUGUCCUUCUCUACCGAGAGAGCGUAUAGUACUCAUGCCAAGGAGGCCCACAGAGUGAAAGCUUUGCCGAACAGCACAGCGCGAAAAGAGCUAUGUACCCAGCUUGUCUUUUCGUGUGGAUUUGCCGCCUGCAAAGACCGUUUGUUUGAAUCCCAGUCCGCCGAAGACGCCUCUGCAACACGGGACAAGCAUUUUGAGCACAUUGCCAAACACUUUGAGGAUGGUUGCGACGUCAAGGACUGGGAAUACAAGGUACAGAUUCAAAAUUUGAUGAGACAGCCACAAAUUAAAUCCACCUGGAAGACCUGCAUUUGGCCCAAGGAGAAGAGACAGGCGCUAAAUUGGCGGCCACGAUCGUCCGGGGACCUCAAACGGAUGCUCGAAUGCCGUCACCUUGGCAACGACAUCUCUAAUCUGGUUCGAUUGGCCUUCAUUUUGGGCACAGCUCCCUUUACGUCUCCGUUUACUCCUCCGCCGGGAGAAAUUGACAUGUACUUCCAACUCCCUUAUCGAGGUCAGUGUCCGAUUACCUCGCCCGGGCACAAUGUCAGCAACGCAGGAAGCCCCAAGCCCGACGAUGAUACUUCCUCGAUUCUCACGACGACGAAGAGCCGAUCAAGUCGAUCAAGCAUAUCCCAGUCCGUUUUCAGAUUGCCCAGUCGAAAGAGCAAACGAUCAUCCCGUCCACCAACUCCAGCUGGUAUUGUUGGCCUCAAUAGCACACCCGCCAACUCUGCCGUCAGCGUUACGAGUGCACCUUCAAGCGGCCCUAACGGAAGUAUUGACACAGUCAUGGGCGAGGACUUGCCCAGCGGCCCUCACCCCGGAACGCCAUUUCCGAUCCCUGACGAGUCUGUCUGGCCAGUCGACGCUCCGAAGUUUGCUCCUGAAGCACAACAGGAACCGCCAAAGCAAAUCAACAACGCAGCUGUUGACGGCCCGAUGAUGUACGCAAUGCAGAUGGAGCAGAAUCCCCACCAGUCUUGGUGCGCCAUGGAGUCCUUUGGUGCCUAUUCGCCACAAGUUGGUAUGCAACCUGGGUUAUAUGACUACACAAUGAAUGCGAGUCAAGCAUCAACGGUUCGGCCAGCAACUCCUGUUCCUCACAAGCGACCAGCUUCGUGGAACCGAGUGGUGAGCGUGGAGAGUCUUCGACCAGCCAAAAAAGCAACCCUGCAUGAGAGCAUUCCGCCAGAAAUGGUACCUACAAUGCUGGGCAUCUAG